AUGUUUGCCAUAUUCUGCUUUGUUUUAGAGCUUGAUCAAUCAGUGACAAAGAGAGAUCCCUCGCAGGAACGAAAACAAUCCACAAAAGAACUGUUGCCUGCACCUGCUGCACUGCAACAAAAAAAUGAAGGACCCAAAAACCAAAGGCUUACUGUUGUUCUCUUCAAGAUCCCCGAUGUUAAUGCAAGUUUUGGUGGUAGAUUUACUUGGACAACUUCUCAAAAUCCUCCAAUUUUGAUAAGGUUAUAUAGAUUCUUAUUGUCUCCAGAUUUUCAAGAUCAUUGUCCUGCUCCAAUGCAAGUUCAAUUAGAUAAUUUAGAACUUACAAUUGAUUUUCUAGAUAACUUGGAGGAAGUUAAUGUGCUAGAUGAUGAGGAUGUGGUGGCUAGAGAACAAGCAAAGAUAAAGCAUGCUGAAGUGUCCAUGACUUUGGAUAGAAGAAUUGAUCAGAGAGAAAAAGAAAGAUGGAUGAAGGAUGGUGAGUCUAAUUCAAGCUAUUUACAUAAACUUGCUUCUUUCAAGUAUAAAAACAAUAGUAUAAAUUGUUCGAAAAUUGAAGUAAAUUUGUGUUUUGAUAAGAAGAAAAUAGCCGAUGAGACAAAAAGAUUUUACUCUUCUUUGUUCACUGAACAAUUUAGUGCAAGACCCUCUUUUGAAAAUCUGGAGAUGCAUACUAUUUCAGUUAGUGAGAGUAUUAAUCUUGAGAAGCCUUUUUCUGAAGAAGAAGUCAAGGAAGUGGUGGAUAAUUUUGGUGCUAACAAAAGUCCAGGCCCUGAUGGUUUCACUAUGGAGUUCUACAAGAUUGGUUGGAAGGUGAUUAAAAAUGAUCUCAUGAAGGUUGUGAAGGAAUUUGAAACUUCUAGUGUGCUGGAUUGGAGGGUGAAUUGCAUAAACAUUACUCUGAUUCCCAAAUGUGGUGGUGCAGUCUCUUUGCACAAUUUCAGGCCUAUAAGUCUCAUUGGGAGUAUAUAUAAAGUUAUUUCUAAACAUCUUUCUGAGAGGUUAAAAGUAGUACUUCCUUCAAUUAUUUCUGAAUUCCAAGGGGAUUUUGUGCAUGGAAGGAAAAUACAGGAUGGUAUGUUAAUUGCUUCUAAGCUCAUAGAUUCAAAAUUAAGGCAAAUGGAAUCUGGUCUAGUAUGCAAAGUAGACUUUGAAAAGGCUUUUGACAAUGUUAACUGGGGUUGUGUGGAGACUGUUCUUGCUAGAUUUGGUUUUGGUUGUAAAUGGAGGAGCUGGAUCAAAUGGUGCAUAACUACACCAAGAUUUGAUGAUUUGCUUAAGGGUGAAGCUACUGACUUAUUCAAAAGUCAAAAAGGUAUUAGACAGGGAGAUCCUGUCUCUCAUUUUCUUUUCAUUUUAGUUGCUGAGGUUCUUUCUUUGAUGUUCAAAAAAGAAGCUGCUCAGGGUCUUAUCACUGGUUUCAAAGUUGCACAACAAGUAUCCUUUGAAACUAUAUCUGGUCUAAAGGUUAACUUUAGGAAAAGCACAAUUGUGGGUCUUGGUCAAAUGCAUAAUGGGGAGUUUUGUGCUUAUUUGUUUGGUUGUUCUUCAAAAAAUUUUCCUAUGAAUUACUUGGGAAUUCCUUUGGGUAGUAAGUCUAAAUGUAAAAAUAUGCCAGUUAGUGUGGUCAAGGAGAUGGAAAGAAUCAUAAGGAACUUCUUAUGGGGUUCUUCUACUUCAGUUAAAAAAAGAAGUUGGGUUUCUUGGACUAGAGUGAAUCUGCCAAAAAGUAGAGGAGGUGCUGGGAUAAAGAAGUUACAUUUGUGGGAUGGAAUUCUGAAAUCCAGAGAUUCUGUUAAAACAGGUACUUCUUUGAUUGUUGGUAAUGGAAGUAGUAUUUAUUUUUGGAAUGGUGUUUGGGUGGGAGAGCAGUCUUUGGAAGUUCUCUUUCCUACAUUGUUUCAUCUUUCUAAAAAGAAAAAUGCAGUCAUUAAGGAUUUGAUCUCUCCUGAGGGAGCUUGA
Papaver somniferum (opium poppy) is the source of this 1962-nucleotide messenger RNA. RefSeq lists its product as uncharacterized. The transcript has 6 exons. Bases 1 to 1962 code for a protein of 653 amino acids. The record is from RefSeq and is a predicted model, not a curated record. Lineage: Eukaryota; Viridiplantae; Streptophyta; Magnoliopsida; Ranunculales; Papaveraceae.